This is a messenger RNA of Aspergillus pseudoviridinutans, 1260 nucleotides long. Its product is annotated as Zn(II)2Cys6 transcription factor. Bases 1 to 1260 code for a protein of 419 amino acids. Gene Ontology annotation, molecular function: zinc ion binding; DNA-binding transcription factor activity, RNA polymerase II-specific. NCBI's taxonomy places the organism in Eukaryota, Fungi, Ascomycota, Eurotiomycetes, Eurotiales, Aspergillaceae. Gene Ontology annotation, biological process: regulation of DNA-templated transcription. The transcript is spliced from 3 exons. The record is from RefSeq and is a predicted model, not a curated record.
AUGGGUACGCGGAGCUCCGGGUGUUUACUCUGUGUCCAGCGUCGCGUGAAGUGUGACGGGCGGCUUCCAGACUGUGCGCGGUGUGAGAAAUAUGGAAAGCCAUGCCCCGGCUAUGUCAGGAACUUCAAGUUCAAAACUGGAAAGCCUUAUCGUGCUCGACGCGUACCUCCAACUGAUAGCUCUGGUUCCGAAGCGAGCGCGCCUAACAGAGAAAACUAUGAGGCAGACAGGGGAUCGGUGACACAGAGUUCGCCGGUGUCUACGCUGUCUUCUCCAACGAUUAAUGUCCUCCAAGGACUUUCAUCAGUAGUCAAUGACCUCUCUCAGCCUCGCUCGUCGACUUCAAUCCACAUUGUUUCCAGAUGGUUCAGCAGUCUCACAUCUCUCUACGGACGGAACAAAACCCUGGAUGCAACUGUUCGAUGCUUUACAGCACAUCAUAUUUCGAAGGUGCUGCAGAAUGCCCAGAUGGCGCGGUAUUCGAGAUUUGCGUACACUGAGGCUUUGAGCAGACUUCGAAAGUCUCUGAACGUCCCUUCUGAGCGUCUGUCUUCUGAGAUCUUCUGCGCAGUGCUACUUCUGUGCUUGUACGAGAUAAUGCACUCUCUCUUCUCCGGGGAAAGAUGCUUCCUAGCCUCAGAGCGCUGGCAUGCCAUAAUGCGGCAGCGCCUCAACUCAUUCUACUCCGAAGAGCUGGAAGAUUCGCUAGAGGAAUUCGUAGCUCUAUUCACACUGGCACCAAGCCUUGUUCACGCGCUCUAUGAUAUCAAAGAAUCAGAUAUGACGAGUCCUGCAACCUGGAAGAAGCUGUCGGAAACAUUGACCCGAACUCUUGAGAUGCAGACCAGACUAUUAGAAUGGUAUAGUCGCUUUUCCCGAAUGGCACCACCUCCAUACGAAAGGCUAUCAUCGACCGAAGACGCUGUAUAUCCUAUCGUUCUGCACUAUUCCGAUAUGAGUAUUGCGUCAAUGUUCAAUUCCUAUCACGCAUACAUGGUUAUCAUACACGAGACCUUACGGACCCUUGGUUAUCCUGGCGAACAUGAAGCCAUGGUCCUUUUUUUCCGAGAUCAGAUCUGCAAGUCAGUGGAAUACAACGGUGCCGAUCUACUAGGGGGUUACAGAAUGGGAUUUCCGCUGCGUGUGGCAUACGAGGUCGCAGACCCCAAAACAAAAGCAUGGAUAGAGAACCGUUUGGUGCAAAUGUCGCAGUAUUAUGCAGCUGUGCAACCUAAGCAUUUCACGGCGGCUCUUGAUUGA